This is a messenger RNA of Rhopilema esculentum, 5178 nucleotides long. NCBI's taxonomy places the organism in Eukaryota, Metazoa, Cnidaria, Scyphozoa, Rhizostomeae, Rhizostomatidae. The record is from RefSeq and is a predicted model, not a curated record.
GAGCUUGGAUAGAAUGAGGAAAGAAAAAGAAGAAAGGGGAAGAAAGAGGGUGGAGAGAGGGCAGAGAGAAGACAGAAAGAUAAAAGAAAAAGGAACAAGAAGAAACAGGUAGGGAUCAAAGGGGAAUGGGAGAGGAAAGAAAAUGAAAAGAACAUGGACACAACGAGAAAAGAAAGAGAAGAGAGGGGAAAAAAGAAGGAGGAGAGAGGGCAAAGAGAGGAGAGAAGGAUUAAAGGAAAGGAAAAAAAGAAAUAAGUAGGAAUGGAAAUGGAAUGGGAGAGGAAAGAAAGUGGAAAGAACAUGGAUGUAGAAAACAGAUUGUUUUUAAUCUUAUUUACUUGUUGUUGUUUUUCAGUAGAACUAUUUUGGACUUUUGACCCUGCUAUUAUUAGAAACUUUUAGCAUUGUUUAGGCAUGUCCUCGGGGACACGUGACAUUUCUUCUCGUUAUAAGCGUGUCUUCGAGGAUUUGCAUUAUAGCCCUAUAUAAGCUUUGGGCGUGUUUUACCCAGUAAGAAGAGAGAACAACAUCGAUAUUAGUACGUGCGAUAUUAGUAGUACUGUUGCUUAGAUAAUGCUAUGCUACGAGGUCAAAUAAAUACGAACAAUUAUCAAGAUAGAAAGAACGCCAGCGUUGUUUUUGCUUAGUGGAAACUGGGUUCAUUUCUGAUUAGUUCGUGCCCUCCUCAGUAGCAGAUUUGCUUUGAAGCUACAUCAGUUCGUAUUUGACAACAAGAGAUAAUGGCGUUUUGUGGUGCUGAUAGUAUCGAUACUGAGCAUGUCCGACAUUUAAAGAAAAUGAGAGCCAAUGCAAAACGAGAGCUUACGAAAGUUCUGAAUCGUGUUGCUGAUUGCUUGACUACUGAACAAACCGUAGACGAUGUGAGAGUUGCCGAAGCCAGGCUCAACGAAACUUUCGAUCAUUUCAAAGUGGCAUGUCAAGAAUACAAAGCUGUAAUGGUUGACGAAGAUGAUAUUGAAGAAUGCCUCGCGUACACACACGAAGCUGAAAGAAGAUAUUAUGAUAUCAAGGAAAGAGUAUCGUUGUUAACACAACCCCUUUCUACAUCAACAGAGAUGCUGAAGGCUGAAAUCAGUCCCGAAGACUCGGUGAGCGAAAUAAUUUCUCAUUCUUGCGUCACUUCAAUGUGUUCUAAGAACUCAAAGAAAUCGAGCAGAUCUACCCUUCAGGAUAUGAUGUUGAAGAAUGCUGUAACAAAGGCAUCCUUGCUUGCAGAGGCGUCAACAUUUGAAGAGUGUCAAAACAUUGCUCAUGAAGAACUACGAUUAAGUCAAAGAAAGAAGAGGCUGGCGCUAGACAUGAAACUUGCAAAAAUCGAGGCUGAAGAAAAAGUUUACACAGGUUUCGCCAUGGCAACCGGAUCACAAGACGAGGCGUAUGGUCAAUUACCAAGAGACGUGGGAUCUAAGAACACGUGUCAGCAAAUUAGAGGCGAGUUAAGAAAAAGUCAAAAUAUGGAAUUCGGCUCACAAGUACAAAGGAAGCCAACAAAAACAGGAAUCAUAGGUGAGCAAACAUUUAAACAAUUUUCAGAAUUUGGCUAUCCCCAACAAGAACGUCAGUUGAACCCACAUGCUCCACCUUGGAAGUCACCCCUGCAACAAGAUUUUACUGAUGAAACAUGUGCCAACCCGACAUUAAAUGGCGAAGAUUACCUUGAGACAAUGAAGAAAUUAGCAGUUGCUGCACUUUUACCAAAAUCUGAAAUCAGUAUGUUCGAUGGCAACCCCUUGAAGUAUUUUCUUUUCAUACGAUCUUUUCAGAAUAAUGUUGAGAAUGACACUUGUGAUUUUAGCAAACGGUUGCAGCUUUUAGUUCAGUUUUGUACAGGCAAAGCAAGAAGAGCAAUAGAAGGAUGUAUUCUUCUCGAACCUCGGGAUGGAUACUUGAAGGCAAAACAAAUCUUGGCUGAACGCUUUGGUGAUGCAUAUACUGUAUCAGACUCGUGGUUAAAGAAAGUAUCCUGUGGUCCUGUGAUAAAGCCUGGUGACAGAGAAGGCUUGCAAGAAUUAGCAGAUGACCUCGAGAACUGCGAGAUGACUCUGAAGGCUGCAGGCAGAUUGACACAGCUAAACAAUGAAGACCGAUUGGUGAAAGUCCUAGAGCGAUGUCCAAACUUUGUGAAGUCCCGUUGGCAAUCUCGUGUCCAGGAGAUCAGAUCGUAUCAUAGAGAGCCUACAGUUGAAGAUGUACGGCGCUUGAUCAGAACAAUAUCAAAGGAAAAGAACGACCCCGUUUUUGGUGCUAUCAUGGACAAUGUUAACAGGGAACAGUCAUCACGAAAUGACAAGAACAGAAGAUCAAAUGCGACAUAUCCGCAGCGAAGCUUGAAUUACAGUAUUCAGACUUAUGACAAGAAGCCAAAUGUCACUUCACCAGAUGUGCGAUGUUAUUUCUGUGAGAGAAACCAUAAAUUGGCAAGUUGCGUGGAAUUCAAGAAGAAAUCUGGUGAGGAACAGUUUAAUUUCAUUCGUUCAAAGAAGCUCUGUGAUAAUUGUCUAUCAUCAUUUCACUUCUCCGCUGGUUGCAAACAAAGAAAAGCCUGUACAGUGCCAGAAUGUAAUCUACGACGCAAACAUUUGACAGGAAUACAUGACUCUGUGGUGGCAUACGAGAAACGGCGUAAGGAUGAAAGCGGAAAAUAUGCAGAUAACGAAGCUCGCAGAAGAGAUUCGAGUCCAGACAAUGAUAAGUUUGUUGGAGUAACACGAUGUAACGAUCAAGAAGGCGACAACGUUGGAUUACCAAUAGUUCCAUUAAUGGUAAAAGGGACAGGAAGUGACAAAUUAUUUAAAACAUAUGCACUCCUUGACAGUGGAUCUACUGCCUCAUUUUGUAGUGAAGCCCUCUUGGAUAAACUUGGUGUGACUGGAAGAAAGUGUGAAUUGUCAGUCGCUACGAUCAAUGGUUCAAAAACAUAUUGUCAGACGUCAGUUGUUAGUUUGGAAGUGAUGGAUCUUGAGGAAACAAAGCACCUUCAGAUGCCUAAUGUAUUUUCUACAAAAAUGUUGAAUAUUCCAACAUCAGCUUUGGCUUGUCAAGAAGAUGUCAAAAGAUGGCCGCACUUAGAAGGGAUAACGUUACCCGGUACUAUUAACGAUGGUGUAGUGAGUUUGCUGAUUGGCAUGGAUGUACCAAAUGCUUUGCAGCCACUAGAGGUGCAAAAAAGUGAAAAUGGUGGUCCGUAUGCAGUAAAGACAAUGUUUGGUUGGACAUUUAAUGGACCCAUUGGUGUUUCUUCCAAACAAGGUAAUCAUUGCUUUCAUUCCAAUACUGUUUCCUCUGAUAAUCAUCUUUAUGAUCAGUUGAAGAAGUACUUCAAUCAAGAGUUUGAAGAGUCAAUUGUUGAUAACAAGAAAAUGAUGUCUGUAGAAGAUUCCAGAGCUCUUGCUGUAUUUGAGAAUUCUGUAUGUUUACACGAAGGCCAUUACCAUAUUGCAAUUCCGUGGAAGCACAAUCCUCCAAAUCUACCAAAUAAUCGACCAAUGGCACAGAAAAGGCUGGAAUACUUGAGAUGUCGGCUGGAAAGAGAUCCAGAUCUAAAACAGCGAUAUAGCAAUUUCAUUGACGAUUUACUUGAAAAGGAUUACGCCAGACAAGUUCCAGAAGCAGAAAUAGAAGUGAGCAACGGCAAAUUAUGGUACCUGCCACACCAUAGCGUGAAGCAUGCGAAGAAACCAGACAAAGUCAGAAUUGUGUUCGACUGUGCUGCAAAGUACAAGAAUGUUUCUUUGAAUGAAAAUGUUCUUCAAGGUCCUGACUUGACAAACUCACUCAUUGGUGUCUUAUGCAGAUUUAGAAGUGAACCCAUUGCCCUCAUGGCGGACGUUGAAGCAAUGUUUCAUCAAGUACGUGUGACUUCUGAUGACGUUAGUGCAUUGAGAUUUCUAUGGUAUCCACGAGGCAAUUUGAAGAUGGAACCUGUGGAAUAUCAGAUGAUGGUACACAUAUUUGGAGGGGUAUGGUCUCCAAGCUGUGCGACGUUUGCCUUGCGAAGAGUUGCUGAAGAUAACUCCAGAUUUUACAACGAUGAAGUGAUUCAGACAGUGCAAAGAAACUUUUAUGUGGAUGAUCUUCUCAAAGCUACAAAGGAUGCAAAUAAAGCAAUCAUAAUGCAAAAACAGCUCACCGAUUUGCUGGCGAGAGGAGGAUUCCAUCUGACAAAAUGGAUGAGCAACUGUCGAGAGGUCAUAGAUGCAAUACCAGAAAAUGAAAGAUCAAAGGAACUAAAAAAUGUUCAUCUCGAGGCUGACAAGCUCCCGACUGAAAGAGCUCUUGGGUUGCAGUGGAAUGUAGAAACAGAUGCUUUCACAUUUAAUAUCAGCAUGAAAGAUAAAUCAAGAACCAGAAGAGGAAUGUUAAGUAUUAUUACAUCUGUUUAUGAUCCACUUGGGUUUAUUUCGCCAUUCAUCUUGACAGCAAAGACAAUUCUUCAGCGUUUAUGCAUGGAAAAUGUAGGCUGGGACGAGCAAGUAACUGGUCGCAAUCUCGAGGAAUGGCAAAAUUGGUUGCAAGAUCUAACAAAAUUGGAGCGCAUUGAAGUGAAAAGAUGUUAUUCAAAUUCAGGAAUCAGCAAUUCAGUCAAAAAUCAGCUGCAUCAUUUCAGUGAUGCCUCCGAAAUUGGAUAUGGAGUGGCAACGUACCUGCGAUCUGUAAACAAAGAUGGUGAAGUUUCGUGCUCAUUUGUUAUUGCGAAGUCAAGACUAACCCCCCUGAAACGAAUUACAAUCCCAAGGCUAGAGCUGACUGCUGCAACACUUUCUGUAAAGUUGGAUAGCAUGCUCAAACGUGAAUUGGACAUGAAACUAGGUGAGUCGGUAUUUUGGACAGAUAGCACUGCUGUAUUACGCUAUAUAGCGAAUGAAAGCAGAAGAUUUCAUACAUAUGUUGGGAACAGAAUUGCAGUGAUACACGAUGGGUCCAGUCCAUCUCAAUGGCGAUAUGUUGAUACAAGUUUAAAUCCAGCAGAUGAUGCAUCCAGAGGUCUCAGUGCUGACGGUUUAAUAAAUAGUCGUACAUGGUUAUAUGGCCCAAAAUUUCUGCAAAAGGAAGAGAAUGAGUGGCCAAAGGGCGUGUUUAUUGAAGAUUUGACUGAAGAUGACGUCGAAGUCAGAAAGGUUGUACUAACAAAUUCAGUGCAAAUCAACUCAUCAAAAG